AUGAACAGUUUAUCUAUUGAGCAGCAGGCUCGUGCCGCUAAAGCAUACAUCCUCCAGGAGUUGAGAAAGACCGAGGAUGGCACUUCGAUUCUCGAGGACAACGAUUUCUCCGCCAGGCUCGACACGAACUUCAUCACCAUUUUUGCCAUCUUCGCUGAGCUAUACGGUUACAGACAUGACUGUCUCGAUCAGCUGGUCGAUCUGAUAACUAUCUGUGGAAAGAGUUGGCAAGACCGAUCCCCUGAUUUACAAAAGAUCGAUAAGCAGCGAGAACUUGACCUCGACUGGUACCUCUCGAACCAGAUGGUAGGAGGAGUCUGCUACGUCGACCGCUACGCCGGCAGCCUGGCUGGUAUCAAAAAACGCAUUCCCUACUUCAAAGAGUUGGGACUGACCUAUCUCCAUUUGAUGCCCCUGUUCCUGGCUCCUCAGCCUCUCAAUGACGGAGGGUAUGCGGUGUCGAGCUACCGUGACGUGCAGCCGGAUCUGGGGACGAUCGAUGAGCUCCGAGAUUUGGCCACCGAAUUGAGAAAGGCCGGCAUCAGCCUCGUGCUUGAUCUCGUGUUCAACCACACCUCCAGCGAGCACCGGUGGGCAAAGAGGGCGGUCGAGGGCGAUCCUGAGCAUUCAGCCAUGUACUGGAUCUUCCCGGAUCGCAAUGUUCCCUCAGCGUUCGAACGUUCCACACGGGAGAUCUUCCCCGACGACCACCCGGGCUCUUUCAUCCAACUACCAGACGGCCGAUUCGUAUGGUCGACAUUUUAUCACUUUCAAUGGGACCUAAAUUACUCAAACCCAGCCGUUUUCAUGGCCAUGGCUGGGGAGAUGCUGUAUCUGGCCAACGUGGGCGUCGACCUCUUCCGGAUGGACGCCGUCGCAUUUAUGUGGAAACAGAUGAACACAGACUGUGAGAAUCUCCCAGAGGUCCACAAACUGCUCCGAGCGUUCAACGCCCUGUGUCGGAUCGCAGCGCCGUCCGUGCUUUUCAAAUCCGAGGCCAUUGUCCAUCCGGAUUGCGUGGUGCAGUACAUCGACCGAUCCGAGUGCCAACUGUCAUAUAAUCCGCUCCAGAUGGCCCUCACAUGGGAGGCGCUGGCAACCAGAGAUGCGUCAAUGCUGUCCCAGGCGAUCGAGCGCAGACACAAUAUCGCUCGGGGCUGUGCAUGGGUCAACUACGUCCGAUCUCACGACGAUAUCGGCUGGACGUUCUCUGACGAGGACGCCAGAGAACUCGCCAAGGACGGUCGCAAUCACCGGAAAUUCCUCAAUGCGUUCUUCGUGAAUCGUCAUCCCGGCAGCUUUGCCCGGGGAGUGCCCUUUCAGGACAAUCCAAAGACGGGCGAGUGUAGGAUAUCCGGCACCACAGCUUCUCUGGCUGGCUUGGAGUCAAUGCAAGACCACGCCAUUGAGCGGAUCCUGCUCGCAUACUCCAUUGCCAUGAGCACGGGUGGGAUCCCGCUAAUAUAUCUGGGAGAUGAAGUCGGACAGCUCAACGACUACAGCUACCUGAACGACCCAGCGAAAAUGGACGACAGCAGAUGGGUGAACCGUCCCUGGUAUCCCGAGGGGCGCUAUGCCGAACGACAUGAUGUCGACACCAUCCCGGGUCAGAUAUAUGCAGGGAUGAAGCACCUCAUCCACUUGCGCAAAACGACACAGGAACUCGCAGGAGGAAGGGCGAUUGGGUUCUACUCCGGCAAUCCCGCCAUCCUUGGGUAUCAACGACCCGGUGCGAAUUCGAGCGUAUUGUGUCUCUGCAACUUCUCGGAUGAAGCCCAAUGGAUCGGACGUGACCGGUUCAUGGCGAUGCCUGCUGAGGCGAAAGAUCUGGUGAGUGGAUAUGUAAUCAACCUGCGGAACGCGGGCAUCCACAUGAAACCGCAUCAGUUCCUGUGGUUGAGGAUUUGA
This is a messenger RNA of Fonsecaea erecta, 1908 nucleotides long. RefSeq lists its product as hypothetical. Gene Ontology annotation, biological process: carbohydrate metabolic process. Gene Ontology annotation, molecular function: amylosucrase activity. The transcript has a single exon. Bases 1 to 1908 code for a protein of 635 amino acids. NCBI's taxonomy places the organism in Eukaryota, Fungi, Ascomycota, Eurotiomycetes, Chaetothyriales, Herpotrichiellaceae. The record is from RefSeq and is a predicted model, not a curated record.